GCAUUUGGUGCUCCGAGAAGCGCAGGAAGGAGCCCCGGGCAGAGCUCUUCCGCAGGAGCGAAACCUCGGCCCCGUUCGCAGCAGAUCUUCUCCUUUCAAGGCGCAGCUUCAAGCCGGCAGAGCCUUUCCCGGGAGGAGCUCCAGCGCCCCCUCCUGGGCCUGGCCUGCUUGUGCGCCACGCUCAAAAACUUAGGCGAGAGACAUCUUUUCUCAGUGGCAGUUCAGCGUGCAGCCCACUUACUAAAAAAAGAAGCAGGAAAGAAGGAAAGCAUUCCUGGUUGUCCUGGUAAGAGAACUUUCAUUGGGAAAAUACUUGUGAAUUGAAAUAGCACAGUGAAUUUGAUCAUGCUUCGUGUGUGAAUCGGGUUACCCAUGCCAGAUUGUUUGUGCUAGCAAGUACAGUGGUACCUCGGGUUACAUACGCUUCAGGUUACAGAUUCCGCUAACCCAGAAAUAUUACAUCGGGUUAAGAACCUUGCUUCAGGAUGAGAACAGAAAUCGUGCUCUGGCUGUGUGGCGGCAGCAGGAGGCCUCAUUAGUUAAAGUAGUGCUUCAGGUUAAGAACAGUUUCAGGUUAAGAAUGGACCUCCGGAAUGAAUUAAGUACUUAACCCGAGGUACCACUGUACUUACUCAUUUGUGCAUGUGAAUGAUCUCUGUGGUGUAUGGGGUAGCACCUCUGGUGGGGGACACGUUGUGCUCCUUCUGGGGUAGUUUGUCCACCUUUUGGCCCCCACCCUGCACUCAACUCUCCCCUGUGGUUCCUAGAAGCUGUUGGCAGGUGACAGCGGCCACAUUCCCAGGAAUGACUUUGACUGGCUAUCUGAUCAAGGCCUCCAGCUGGUCUCAAAUCCUCAGUGAGUCAGGGACUUCCUCUGCAUGCAGAGACAGAGUCGGGCAGAUUGAGCAGACAAGACCCAGAGUGGGUCCAACAAUCAAGAAGGCAAUUUCUGUAGAGGAAAGCGAGGGGCAGAUGGGGCUCAAGGGAGUCCACCUAGGAGAAGGCAAACUCUGGUGCCUUGUGGGACAUCUUCAGGAGAUAGAGUAAGGAGUAAAGCCUACACAAAUCUGGAGUCAAGUCCCUAAGACGGUUGGAUGUCUCCUAUAUGCCUCCUUCCAGCAACACCUGCAGCCAAGCUGGUGCUCUGCUUUCCUUUGGACCCCAUCCGUGAGGCCAAGAGGGGGGUCUUCUCAUCUGGGCAGCCCAGGACCUCCAUGCACACGGCCCAGGCUUGUGCCCCGGGGGAGAGGUCAUUUUGGCACCACUCACACAGCGCUAUGACUUCACACCCCGAGGUGAGAAUCCCUGAUCUGGUGGUGGGACUUUAAAGGUAAAGGAAAAGGGACCCCUGACCGUUAGGUCCAGUCAUGGCCGACUCUGGGGUUGCGGCGCUCAUCUCGCUUUAUUGGCCGAGGGAGCCGGCAUACAGCUUCUGGGUCAUGUGGCCAGCAAGACUAAGCCGCUUCUGGCGAACCAGAGCAGCGCACGGAAACGCCGUUUACCUUCCCGCCAGAGCAGUACCUAUUUAUCUACUUGCACUUGGACGUGCUUUCGAACUGCUAGGUUGGCAGGAGCAGGGACCGAGCAACGGGAGCUCACCCUGUCACGGGGAUUCGAACUGCCGACCUUCUGAUCAACAAGCCCUAGGCUCUGUGGUUUAACCCACAGCGCCAGCCACCUUUUAAAGCCCUAAAAUAAAUUUGUCUGUUCGACCACCCCUAGUCACCAUUGCUGCAAAUUCCAUAAGUUAUGUGCAAUGUGAAGAAGGAUUGUUGUACCUCGCUGUUGCUACAUGUAAGGGUUUUUUUUAAUGUACAAAGGUUAGGAAGCUUCUCACUUUGUUUAACAGAGUCCAAGGGUCUCUGUUGGAGAGUUUUGCAGUAGAAUUUUCAAGUGGGACCUGUUAUCAAAAUAGGAUCUCCCUGAGAAGAAAAUAAUAAAACUCUUGUUUGCUGCCAACUUUUAUCAUUCAGCUGACAAACUCCUAGAGGACUACAUCCAGAAUUCUGAUUUAAGGCGAUGCAUGCACAGUAGCUUACCUGCAAAACUCAAUCUAAAUGUUCUGUUCUUUGUCAUUGUUGAUUCUUGUUAUUACUAUCCUCUUACAGAUGCACAAUGUCGGCUGAAAAUAAGCAACAGCCUCUUAAGAAGCCAGCAUUCAGCAAAAAGCAAGCCACUGAAUUGGUCCAAAAGAUAUUCGGAUUAACGGUCUUGGAGCUCAAACCGUUGCCGAGCUAUGAUGAUCAGAAUUUCUAUGUGUGUGCUUCGGCUGCACUUGAAGGGAAAGCAGAGAGCGCCCAGAAUUUUGUCCUCAAAAUAAUCAAUUGUGAAGACAGCCAGAACACUGAACUCAUUGAGGUGCAGACCCAGGUCAUGAUAUUCCUGAAUGGCGAGGGCUUUCCCGUGCAAACUCCUCAUUCCACGAAAGAGGGUGGAAUAAUGUUUCUGGAAUCCAUAGGUGAGGGGGUGGAACAUGCAUCCAACAUUGCUAUUCUGCUGGUGCCAGAUCCCAUCUAGUCCAGCAGGAGACCAGCUGCCUUUGAGCAGCUCACAAGCAGAACAGGAGGGCAGCUGCAGUCUCCCUGCUUGUGAUCCCAUACCCUCCAACAUUUCUCUGAUGAAAAUAGGGGUGUCCUAUACAACAACAAUUUUAAUAUUUAUACCUUGCCCAUCUGGCUGGGUUGCUCCAGCCGCUCUGAGAAGCUUCCAACAUGUAUGAAAACAUUAUAAAACAUUAAACGUUAUAAAAUCUCCCUAUAGAGGGCUGCCUUCAGAUGUCUUGUAAAGGUUGUACAGUUACUUAUUUUCUUGAUGCCAACAUUUCUCCAAUUAAAAUAGGGACGUCGUAACAAAAAGCAGGACAUUCCAGGAUCAAAUCAGAAACUGGGUGGCUUCUGUAAACCCAGAACUGUCCCUGGAAAAUAGGAGUGUGAUUGUAUUGCAUUUAUUUUUUGAUACUCUUAUUUCUAUUUUGAUAAUUUCAUUAUUACUGUUUUUAAAGUCAGUUUUUUUAUUGCUGUGAUAUCCUUUUGUGUAAACAACUUAGAGCUCUUCUGUAUGUGAAUGUUGCUGAAUAAAAUUGAAUCUCUUUGCUUCUUAGAUACUAGCUCUGCCAAAAGAGCAUAUAUAGUGCGGCUGUUGAGCUACCUCCCAGGCAAAACGGUGGCCACGAUCCACACGAGUCCUCCUCUUCUGUAUGAACUUGGGCGGAUGGCAGCCAGGAUGGACAAAACACUCACAGAGGUGAGAUUUUGGAAUAUGCCUUAGUUUUAGGUGAGCCCCGUAACUAAGACUAGCUGCUAUUUUAAUUUCCAGCAACGCCAUGGAGUAAGCCAGCAGUUUGGGUGCCGGGGGGUCAACCUGGGAUUUGGGUGGGCUAAACAUUUUUUGUUGACUUUAUAUCACUUUUAUGUGCGUCUGCUGGUGCCAAUCUGUAACCAUUAGGCAAUGUGAGAUAUUUGGCUCCAAUGUUUGGGUAAUGGAGAAAGCUGAAAAUGCUCACAUGGGGGUGGGGGGAGGGGAAGAUGCAGAAGGUCUGGGGUUCAGUGCCCCCCAGUAUUUCCAGGUUGGAAGGGGUAAGGCCUCUGCCUGAAACUCUGGACAGCCACUGAUCUGGGAAGAUAGAAGCCAUCACAGCAACACUGCCUAUAUAUGGACUCAGCAAUUUUGUUUUGUUUUUAAUUGAAACAAUGUAUUCCUGUCCCCCCCCCCUCCGCCACCCAAAAGAAAUUCCAGCAUCCAUUGGCGAGAAGUCUCCACCGAGGUGGCUUCAUCUGGAAUCUGGCUAAUGUCCCUCUCCUGGAGCAAUACAUUCAUGCGCUGGGCCGGAGAGAAUAUCUGGACGCAGUGAAAUGGGCCAUUGAUCAGUUCAGGCAUAAAAUAGUCCCAAACCUACACUCCUUUCGGCCCUGUAAGUAUCUUUUUAAAGAAAUGCACAGUAAUAUACAGUCAUACUUCAGGUUGCGAUCGCUGCGAGUUGCACGUUUUUGGGUUAUGGAAACACUGAACCCAGAAGUACCGGAACAGGUUACUUCCGGGUUUCGGCGCAUGCGCAGAAGCGCUGAAUUGCGACAUGCACAGUCGCAGUGCUGUGGGUUGUGAACGUACUUCCCGCACAGAUCACGUUUGCAACCCGAGGUUCCACUGUAGUUGUUGUUAUUUGCAGAGGCAUACCUUGGCAAGGAGCUGUACCAGCACCCCCCCCCCGAAAAAGCCCACUUUACGAGAAGGUGCGAGAAGGAUGGGAAGCUCCUCUUGCAGUUGAUCUCGCUGUGACACCGGCAUUGUCUGCACACACAUAUUGGUCAUGCAUUCCAUAGUCUGAUAGGUAAUUUAUGCGGGGGGGGGGCAUAGCUUAUGUCCGGGGGAGGGGGCUGGUUUCACCGUCCCUAGGUGUGCCUCUGACUAUUUGAUUUUAAUUUUGCUAAGUGUUUUUUAUGUGCCUGAGGGAGGUGGGGUGGGGAGAGAGAUGCUUCAUGCAUGUGGGAGCUCUAACUUCCGUGUGACGCGGUAGUGCUCAGUUGUAUAUUAGGCCCCAAAUUAGAUUAAAAUAGUGAGCCUUAAAGUACCACUGAACUCUGGAUAACUGAUUUCUGCAUAGACAUGUAUCAAAUUGCAUUGUAAGGCAGGGCCUACUGUAUAUUAUUCUAAACAGAUUGUUGCCUCCCUUUCCAAUGUUCAGGCCAAUACUUUUCCAGUCAAAACAACAUCACAAUAAGAAGACCCUGCUGGAUCAGGCCAGUGGCCCAUCUAGGCCAGCAUCCUAUUCUCACAGUGGCCAACUAGAUGCCCAUUGUGGGAAGUCUGCAAGCAGAAUUUGAACACAACAGCAGUCGCCUCCCCUCCUGCACUUGCGGGUAGCUGUGGAGGCAGAGCACAGGGCAUCCUGGCUGGCAGCUGCCCACAGCCCUCUUGUCCAUGAAUGUGUGUAAUCCUCUUUUGAAGCCAUCCAGAUUGGUGGUCGCCCCUGCCUCCUGUGGGAGGGGGUUCCAUAAUUCCAUGCCCAAGUGGGAGGCAUUGGCAGGCUUGGGGGAAACUCCAAGGGUUACAGAAGUGCAAAAAGUAAUCUAGAGGGGAAGUUCUAAGGGGAAGGGGAGCUCAGCCCCAAAAGACACCCCAGUGAGGACUGAGCAUCCUCAUUGGCCUGACAGUUGGGGAGGGGAAACAGGAUAACGACAUGGAGUGGCUGGAAUCCUGAACAGAAGCAUUCAGCACUGCAACAUUCUGUUACAGGCCCCACUUGAAUUAUAUCAGUUUUUCUUUGUUCUCCACUUUCAGGUAUCAUUCAUGGAGAUCUCAAUGACCACAAUAUUCUAGUAGAUACCGAUUUUACUUCCCCUAAACGCUCACAGUACAGGGUGUCUGGUAUUUUGGACUUUAGCGACAUGAGCUAUGGCUGCUACGUGUUUGAAGUAGCGAUACUCAUCAUGUACAUGAUGAUUGAAAGCAAGGAACCCCUCAGCGUGGGAGGCCACAUUCUCGCGGGAUAUGAAAGCAUCGUCCCGCUGACGGAGGAGGAGCGAGAUGCCCUGUUUCUCCUAGUGAGUGGGAGGUUUGCUCAGUCUCUCGUGAUGGCUGCCCACACCACCCUCCUGCAGCCCGAGAAUGAAGAGUACUUGAUGACCACAUCCAAGACAGGAUGGAAGCGCUUGCUGCUGCUCUUUGAGAUGGGCCAAAAGGCUGUGGAGAUGAUCUGGUUUAACACAGCAGAAGCGUAUGCCAAAAAGGGGCCUUCCUAAAUGUUGGGUUACAUGGUUAUGGGCCGCUCAGAUUUACAGUUUUAAAAUGGGGCUCUGCCCAGAUUAAAGUUCCAGAUGUUAUGAUCAGGGAAUCUAGAAUACUGCUACCUGAAUGAAUUAUGCCAAUACUUACGGCAUUUAUCCUUUGCAUAAUUUCAUCCUGCUUCCAAAAUCUAGUUUUUCAAAGAAUUUCAGAUUUAUUCCAUUGGGCAGAGCCCACACACAGAGGCCUCUGGAACGUCUGACAAAAACUAAUGCCUGUGUUUGCUUUUUUCCUCCUCCCCCCACAACCCCCUUGCCUUUUGUGCCCUUGAUUGUAAGCCUGUAGGCAGGGACCAGAUUUUUACUGAUUGCUGUAAGCUGCUUUGGAAGCCUAUUUUCAUCUGAAGAGUGGGAUGAAAAUCACUUUAAAUAAAUAUUUUUGGGAAAGCUUAUUAUUCUA
Messenger RNA from Podarcis lilfordi (Lilford's wall lizard), 6180 nucleotides. NCBI's taxonomy places the organism in Eukaryota, Metazoa, Chordata, Lepidosauria, Squamata, Lacertidae. The record is from the annotation of a GenBank genome assembly.